Lottia gigantea (owl limpet) is the source of this 888-nucleotide messenger RNA. RefSeq lists its product as hypothetical. The record is from RefSeq and is a predicted model, not a curated record. The transcript has 5 exons. NCBI's taxonomy places the organism in Eukaryota, Metazoa, Mollusca, Gastropoda, Lottiidae. Gene Ontology annotation, cellular component: membrane; mitochondrion. Gene Ontology annotation, molecular function: protoheme IX farnesyltransferase activity. The annotation marks the transcript as partial. Gene Ontology annotation, biological process: heme biosynthetic process.
AAAGAAGACAUUGGGUAUAGAGAUCAAAGUUUAGACUUAAAGAAACUUCCUGGAUACUAUUUGAAAUUAUCGAAAAUAAGGCUCACAGGAUUGGUAGUGUUAACAACAAUGGCUGGAUAUGGUAUAGCACCAACUGUUUUUGAUCCUACUGUGUUUGUUUGUUGUAGUUUAGGUACAGCUUUAACUUCUUGUGCUGCUAAUUCCAUUAACCAGUUUUUUGAAGUUCCAUUUGAUUCCCAAAUGAACCGAACUAAAAAUCGAGUUUUAGUUAGAGGACAUUUAAGUCCAUUGCAUGCUGUAGGAUUUGCAGCAGUAUCAGCUGUUACAGGUGUAUCCAUUUUAACAUUAGGGGUGAAUGGAAUAACAGCAGCUCUAGGUGGUUUUAAUCUAUUGCUAUAUACACUAGCUUACACCCCUAUGAAAAGAUAUAGUACAGCCAAUACAUGGGUGGGUGCUGUAGUUGGUGCUAUUCCUCCUAUAAUGGGAUGGACAGCGGCUACUGGUUCCUUAGAUACUGGUGCCUUCCUAUUGGGUGGAAUAUUAUUUGCUUGGCAGUUUCCUCAUUUUAAUGCUUUAAGUUGGAACCUACGACCUGAUUAUUCUAGAGCCGGCUAUCGAAUGAUGUCGGUGGUAAAUCCACAGUUGUGUAAACGUGUAGCAUUUCGUUAUUGUCUAGUGACCACAGGAUUGUGUUUGACUGCUCCCUUACUUGACGUUACAACAUGGAUGUUUGCCUUAGAUUCUCUCCCCUUGAACCUUUACUUAUCCUACCUCGGAUGGAAUUUUUAUCGAGAAGGUGACAGCAAAUCUUCAAGAAAAUUAUUCCGUUUUACUCUGAUUCAUAUUCCACUAUUAUUAAUCUUAAUGAUGGUCAGUAAAAAAGGAGUA